Molecule: messenger RNA, 2123 nt
Organism: Caenorhabditis sp. 36 PRJEB53466
Lineage: Eukaryota; Metazoa; Nematoda; Chromadorea; Rhabditida; Rhabditidae
Source: the annotation of a GenBank genome assembly
AUGGCUGAAAAUCUCUUGGCCACUUGUGCUGCUUGCUGUUGCGCAAUGGGUUAGUUUAAAAAAUGUUGUAUUCGUUUUUUUAGGGACUGACUAUUUAUUUUCAAAAUACAGAACAGCAAAUGUUUAGGCGAUCACGGUCUCUAGAGCUGACAAUGGGCGCAAGUGCGCCUCGCUCAAUAGUGCGAUACAUUGGCGCGAAAUUCAAAUUUUAACAGCAAAAUUUGUGUUUUUUGCAAGAUUAGCCACAAAAAACCGAUAAUUUCUCAUUUGUAUCUCGAUACACCGAUUUUAUAGACUAUUACGAAUUUUUUAAGCAAAAGAGCGUUAAAUUUGGUCAAGUCGCAAAUCACAUUUAUCCGUUUGAAGGUUUUUGGCUAAAAAUGCGUGAAUUUCAGUUGCUUUUCGGUAGUUUUCGCGGUUCGAGCGCUCAAAAUGCUUGUAUUUACGUGAUUUAUCAUUCUCAAAACCAAUUCUGUCUGAAAACGGUCAAGAAAACGCAAAAGAAGUGCGGUUUUUAGGCGGCGAUCGGCGGCGAUCGGCGGCGAAAAAUGCGCCAAAACGUCAUUAAUUCUGUGAGAAUUAGUGUGUUUUCAUGUCGAACAAUCAUUUUUCAUCGCUUUUGACCACAAAAAUCAGAGAAAACCUGCUCAAUUCAUGAAAACGCCAUUUGGCCGAGGCCGCGCCCAUAUUGUCAGCUCUGGAGACCGUGUAGGCUGAAACAGGAAAAUGCUUGAAAUUCUCUUGCAGCGUGUCUGAUGGUAGUGACCAUAAUCGACCUGUCCCUGGCGAUCUACUUCCUGACGCUCGGGAUCGUGAAGCUGGACGAGUGUCCGGUGUCGCCGAACAUCCCGGUCUGGAUGAUCGUGAUGGCCGCACUCAUGUUCCUCGAACGCAUUCUCAGUUGUGCGACCAGGACGUCGCGUGCGGACUUUGAAGACGAAGAAGUCGUCAGAAACAGGGCAAAGGUCGACUUUGGAUCCGUUCUCAGUUCCAUCGUUGGAAUCGUCGUUCUUAUUGGGUACGGUUUUUCUCGCUCAGAAAACUUUUGUAUCGCUCAGGACAUUUCCAGAGUGGAGGGGGGGAUUUUUAAUAGUUAGAGAACUAGAUAAUGACUAUUAGCUAGGCUAGACAUUGUGUUUCUUAUAAAGACUCGAAUUUCACUAAUUCCCAGUUUCAACAUUUUCGUAAUUUUGUACAUACCACUUCAAGGGGUUAAGGCUCUAAUCGCUUCAAUUCGGAAACAACAAAAAAACCAGAAACAGUUUUACUAGUAAAACCCUCACAGAACCGUAGUUUUUUCCUAAAUCACUUCUGUGAACCCUUACACGGCGACCAAAAGUGUAGAAAGGGGGGCGUGGCCUAAUCUGAGACGCGUUUUCUGAAAAUUGCCGCAAUUCCAGCACUUUUCCGAUAUUUUUGUGUUUGAUAUCGACGAAAGAAGACAUUAAAGAGAGAAAACAUUGAAAUUUUCGUGAAAACGCCGCGUCUGAGACGUUUUUGGAAAGUUCGCAAUACGCCCUCCGCGGCCAAUCGCCGCCGCAAUUUCGGAAUUUUCAUACCGGCCGAUGUGGAUAGUUUUGAGACGAAGUGAGUGUCGGAAGUGAUUAAGCACGUUAAUACAAGUAUUUUAAGCGUUCAAACGGCAAAAAGCAUCGGCGAAUGACUGAAAUUCGCGCAUUUUCAGCACAAAACUUGAAAAUCGAUUCAAUUCAUUCAUUUCUGAAUGAAACCUGCUCGUUUUAAGCUCAAAAAAUGCGCGAUGAUUAGUUUGACAGAGUUAUGCGAUUACAUCGUCGAAAUCGUACAAAAUUUUGGUAAUUUUUUACGAAAAACAUGGAAAAUGGGGUUAAAUUUCGAAUUUCGCGCCAAAAUGGUGAUAAAUCGUGCACGCCCCUUUCUACGUUUUUGGUCACCGUGGGCCCUUGAUUUUCAGAUUCCUCGCCGGCUGCUACCUCGUCUUCUCGAUCCACUCGCCCCAGCCGGAUCAGUGCGACGCCCUCCUCUACUGGUCCUCCUUCGUCUACUGCAUCAUCGGAGUCGGCGUAACCGUCUUCAUAGUCGUCAGCACUUGCUGUGCCGCCUGUGGCGCUUUUUUUUUUCUGAAAUAUCAGACAAACAGUUGA